UCACUUGAAACAAUAAAUGCAACUUAUAUCAGAUUCAGUGUUAUCCUCAAGUCAAGCUUUUAUCGCAAAAGUUUUUUUUGUCACAUUUUCCUUUGUAGGUUCUCACUUGGUUUGAUAAUAAACUCAACAACUCUCCCAGUUUACUCACUCAUCUUCCGUUGGAAGCUGACUUUUUAUCGAGAUACUCACUCAUCACUUCCCUAGUUGUGCCAAUAUUGUCAACAGACAAAGGUUUUAAUUUUUCAGUGAAACAGUCAAAGUAAAAAAAGUCAAUCAAUUUGUUGCUUCUCCAUAAAACAACAUCAAUAACAAUAAGAUAACUUUUUGUUUAGUUUCAUCAACAGCAAACAUUUGGUGAUUACCAAUCACAUUGUGGACUCUAUUUUUACCCAACUUUUAAUGUUACCUUUUCACAAGUCGAGAUACAACUUAUCUGGUUAAAUCCUGUUUCUCAUUCAAUCAUUCAGAUAAUCAUUUAGUCAACUGUCAACAUGGAAAAUCAAGUUAAACAUGAAUUUACCGAAGAAAAUGAUGUUCCAUUGAAUUUGUGUAAACACAAGGAUGGUUCACGGAAAAGACCCCUGGAAGAUGAUAGUCACCCUUCAUCUAUCUUUUGUAGGCCUAAGAUUUUGGCUAAUAUUUCAUCUAAUCCUGUUACUCCUUUAUUUUCACCUCGAUCAUUAAUUAAUUCAGUUCGUUCUCAUCCUUAUCUGUCUUCUGUGUCAAAUCAUGGUGUAACAAUAAACACUAAUCAAACAACAACAACAGCCGGUUCAUUGUUUCCCUAUCGUAAGGCGCAUCCAGUGGAAGAGCAACAUGUGGUUGAUUAUAUUAAAGGAAAGGUUGAUAAUGAGGAUCAUGAGGAGGACGAUGGUGAUUUGACUGACCAAUAUGUCGACUAUCGAUUCACCAAUAGCUGUUCACCUGAUCAAAAUGUUGACCUGAUUCGCGAUUACCGUCAUGCUGACCAUUACAGCAAGACUUUAUUUACUACCUCUUCUAAUAAAGUAAAUGAUCUACGUCAACAACCUUCACCUUCAUCUUCUCCUCUCUGUUCAUCUUCGUCUUCCUCAUUUUCAUCUUCCUCAUCGUCUUCCCUAUCACCUUCACCGUCCCUCCUGAUUGCCGAUAAUUUGCAUAAUUUGAAACCUCAUCAAACCAAUUUCUUAAUUCAAAGUAUAAUCCAACAAAAUGGUGAUACUCCAGUUGCCUUUCCAUUUUAUCUUCCAUCAAGUCAUCAUCAUCAUCACCACCAUCAAUCACAAUCAAUAUCAUCCUCUUGUGAAGGAUCAAUAAAAUUAAGUACCAAGGAUGGAAUUAAAAAUUCUCAGAAUGAAUUACCUCGAGCUCAUAUCAAAAGACCAAUGAAUGCCUUUAUGGUUUGGGCCAAAGAGGAACGUAAAAAAAUCUCCAAAUUAUAUCCAAAUAUGCAUAAUUCAGCCAUUUCAAAGCUUCUAGGAGUUCGCUGGAAGUCAAUGCCUUCAACUGAGAAGCAACGUUAUUUUGAUGAGCAAUCUCGCCUUAAUAAACUUCACAUGGAAAAGUAUCCAGAUUAUCGUUACCGUCCUAGGCCUAAACGAACCUGUGUCUUUGAAGGACGUAAAAUGAAGAUAUCAGCUUUGAAACAAUUGAUCAAACAAAACAACGGAACUGUUGGUUAUGUAUGAAACCAGGAUCAAUAUUUUAUGUUUAUCGCAUCUCUCUGAACAUAUCUUUAAAUCAAAUCACAUUGAAAGAGUCAAAGGAAUUCCAGUUGUACGGAAAGAAAUAGAAACCUUGUGCAAAGUCAUUAAAUUAAUGCUGUUCAAAUUUAGCCUUUUGUCCAUCCAAAUAUGAACCAUGUUAAGAUACCAAAUAUCAUGAAAAUGAUUGUUACUAUUGUCCAUAGAAAACUAAUCUAAUCAUGUGCAAAGUCAAUUGUUAUUUAAAAGAAAUAUAAAUUUUUCUUUGCAAAA
Messenger RNA from Tetranychus urticae (two-spotted spider mite), 1955 nucleotides. RefSeq lists its product as uncharacterized. Gene Ontology annotation, molecular function: DNA-binding transcription factor activity, RNA polymerase II-specific; RNA polymerase II cis-regulatory region sequence-specific DNA binding. Gene Ontology annotation, cellular component: nucleus. Gene Ontology annotation, biological process: regulation of transcription by RNA polymerase II; cell fate commitment. The record is from RefSeq and is a predicted model, not a curated record. Lineage: Eukaryota; Metazoa; Arthropoda; Arachnida; Trombidiformes; Tetranychidae.